Molecule: messenger RNA, 147 nt
Organism: Acanthamoeba castellanii str. Neff
Lineage: Eukaryota; Discosea; Longamoebia; Acanthamoebidae
Exons: 1
Coding region: 1-147 (48 amino acids)
Source: RefSeq, a predicted model, not a curated record
AUGGUCAGCAACAUGCAGCUUAACUGUAUCAUCCUCAACCACAUCUCUGGGUUCAAGAACCACAUCUACUCCACUGGCACUGUCACCCUCAAAGCGUACAACUACUACAAGCAAGGAUUGAAUGCCCUCUACAGCUGUGGGACCUAG